UAUUUUAUUUUACGAUAAGACGUCGGAAUUCAGCGUACGGUGCUUAUCUCCACCGUUAUGGCCGCCGUGCACCACCAGUGCACCUUCCUCGCCCCGCCGCCGAAGCCUCGGUCCCCUUCGAAAGCUCCCUCAGUGAUCCAUUGCUCCAAUUCCAAGACUCUCGACCCGUUCGAGGAGAAAAAACAAGCUCACGUGGACUACGACGCUGGGACACAUCAAUUGUCCACCAGAAUCUCCGGUAUCCAGAAGUCCGACCUCCCGAAACGGCAUCGUUUGAGAGUUGAAGGAGACCGGUAUCAGAGGGAUUGGACUAUCUCCGAGGUGGUGGAGAGGAUAAUUAAGCUUAACCACUGGGAAGACGUCGAGGGUGUGUUGAACCGCUGGGCUGGCAGAUUCGCUCGCAAAAAUUUUCCUGUUCUAAUUAAGGAGAUAACUCAAUUGGGUUAUAUAGAACAUAGUAAUCAAGUUUUCAAUUGGCUGAAAAACCAAAAAAAUUACCGGGCAAGAAAUGACAUCUACAAUAUGCUGAUCAGGCUCCAUGCUCGACAUAGUCGUAUUGACCAGGCUCGUGGAUUAUAUUUCGAGAUGCAAAAAUGGAGGUGCAAACCCGAUGUUGAAACUUACAAUGCCCUUAUCCACGCACAUGGACGAGCCGGUCAGUGGCGCUGGGGACUCAAUAUCAUGGAAGACAUGCUUCGUGCAGCUGUUGCUCCAAGCAGAUCAACGUAUAACAAUCUGAUCAAUGCGUGUGGAUCAAGUGGCAAUUGGAGGGAGGCCCUGAAAAUUUGUAAACAGAUGACAGAUAAUGGAGUCGGGCCUGAUCUGGUGACUCACAACAUCAUUCUAUCUGCAUAUAAAACUGGGUUGCAGUAUUCAAAAGCGCUGUCGUAUUUUGAGCUAAUGAAGGGUACAAAGAUCCGACCAGAUACUACGACCCUGAACAUUGUGAUACAUUGCCUUGUCAAGGUUGGAAAUUACGACGAAGCUAUUAAGGUGUUCUAUUCAAUGAGAGAGAAAAGGUCAGAAUGCCGUCCUGAUAUUGUGACCUAUACUAGCAUCAUGCAUAUGUACUCUAUUUGUGGACAGGUUGAAAACUGUCAUGCUGUUUUCAACACAAUGGUUUCAGAGGGUGAGAAGCCUAAUAUUGUUUCGUACAAUGCAUUGCUCGGUGCAUACGCUUCACUUGGGAUGAGUGAACCUGCCUUGGCAAUUUUCAAUGAGAUGAAACAGAAGGGUAUCCGGCCAGAUGUGGUAUCAUAUACAACUUUACUUAAUGCCUUCGGAAGAUCACAACAACCCCAGAAAGCCAGGGAAAUAUUCGACAUGAUGAGAAGAAACAACUGUAAACCGAAUUUGGUGAGUUACAAUGCACUGAUUGACGCCUACGGAUCUAAUGGUCUUCUAGCCGAAGCAGUGGAAUUGUUGCGUGAAAUGGAGCAAGUUGGAUUACGUCCAAAUGUUGUUUCAAUUACUUCCCUUUUGGCUGCCUGCGGUCGCUGUUCUCAGAAGGUGAAGGUCGAUUCCAUACUUAAGGCUGCAAAGCUGCGAGGCAUAGAAUUGAAUACAUUUGCCUAUAACUCUGCUAUCGGGAGCUAUAUGAAUGUCGGGGAAUACGACAAAGCUCUAGCUUUAUAUAGGAGCAUGACGAAAAAGAAGGCUCGACCUGAUUCUGUUACCUUUACCAUUUUAAUAAACGGCUGCUGCAAGAUGUCGAAGUACAGUGAAGCACUUGAGUUUCUAGCUGAAAUGAGGAAUCUCAAGAUUCCAUUGACACGGGAGGUUUAUUCUUCUUCGAUUUGCGCCUAUAGCAAACAGGGUCGACUUGCUGAAGCUGAAUCGCUGUUUGACAUGAUGAAAAUGGAUGGUUUGCAUCCUGAUGUCAUUGCAUAUACGACAUUGCUACAUGCUUAUAAUACUGCAGAAAACUGGGAUAAAGCUUUUACAUUGUUUCGAGAAAUGGAGCUGAAUGGCAUCCAACCGGACUCAAUAGCUUGUGCGGCACUGAUGAGAGCGUGCAAUCGAGGAUCUCAACCAGAUAAAGUUCUGCAUCUUGCCAAGUUCAUGAGCGACCGGCAGAUCCCAUUUAUUGACGCAGUCUUGUUUGAAAUGGUUUCGGCUUGUACCAUUCUGCGAGAUUGGAAAACCCUCACUCAAGUUAUUCAAAUGAUGGAGGCAUCCCUUCUGAGAAUAUCGGUUGGAACAUUGAAUCAUCUUCUUCAUUCUUUCGGUAAAGCUGGAAAGAUCGACACUAUGAUGAAGUUAUUUCUAAAGAUAGUUGCAUCGGGUGCAGAAGUUAGCGCCACGACAUAUGAAGUUUUAUUAAAGAAUCUUUUAGCUUCCGGGCAUUGGAAGAAAUACAUUGAGGUGAUGCAAUGGAUGGAAGAUGCAGGAAUACCGCCUACAAUCCAAAUAUACAACAACAUAUACUCUUAUGCACAAAAAAGUGCGGGAGCUGAGAAUGCCGCAAUCAUAAAAAGGCGAAUAGAAAAUGGAAGAACAUUCUAAGGAUGAAGUUCGAACUAAGGAUUGUUUCUACCCAUGACUCAGUUAUAAGGAUUGUUUCUACCCAUGACUCAGUUAUUGUCGAAUUGUCUGCUCUAUUCUCGGGUGUUUCUAGACAUGAUUUUGUUUCUUGGACAGAAUCUUUGAAGAGGAAAUCGGAUCAGCAUACCUUAAAAAUGGAUUCAACAUCAAGUCCUCCCCUCACCACCAAUGCGUUUAUUGUUAGCACAACAGCAGCUGAGGCGAAUGGAUGAGGCUAUUCAUUUACCCGGCGAACAAGCCUUUCAAAUAUACAUCAAGAUUCUGAAGGAGAUGAACACAGUUAGAGGAAGCAUAUUGAUAGUAGCGCUAUUUGACGAUGAUAAAACAUGAUGAAAGGAAGAAUCUUUCAACUAAUGAGGCACAUUGAUCAAAGUAGGUUCUUAUUUGUAUAUUCAACUAGUACUGAAAGAUAUAAGAACCAUAAUCUUUCUCCUU
This is a messenger RNA of Andrographis paniculata, 2979 nucleotides long. Its product is annotated as pentatricopeptide repeat-containing protein At2g41720. The coding region runs from base 58 to 2505 and encodes 815 amino acids. Lineage: Eukaryota; Viridiplantae; Streptophyta; Magnoliopsida; Lamiales; Acanthaceae. Gene Ontology annotation, molecular function: protein binding. The record is from RefSeq and is a predicted model, not a curated record. The transcript has 10 exons.